AUGUACUAUUUUUUGGGCCACCUGUCCCUCAUUGACCUUUGCCUGAGCUGUGUUACUGUGCCCAAGACGUUAGGGGAUUUCCUGAAGGAGGGCAAGAUCAUCUCUUUUUCAGGAUGCCUGGCCCAGAUCUACUUCCUGCACUUCCUGGGAGCCAGUGAGAUGUUUCUGCUGACAGUCAUGGCUUACGAUAGGUAUGCUGCCAUAUGUAAUCCUUUGCACUACCUGACUGUCAUGAACCGCCAGCUUUGCUUUCAGUUGGUUUUGGCCUGCUGGUGUGGCGGUUUCAUCCACUCUAUCACACAGGUCACACUGGUCAUUAAGCUGCCCUUCUGUGGCCCCAAUGUACUGGACAACUUCUACUGUGAUGUCCCACAGGUCAUCAAGCUAGCCUGCAUGGACACAUAUGUGGUAGAGGUGCUAAUGGUCUCUAACAGUGGUCUGCUGUCUCUUGUCUGCUUCUUGGUCUUGCUCUUCUCUUAUGCUGUCAUCCUGGUCACCCUGAGAACUCGCUUCCGUCAGGGCCAGAACAAGGCACUCUCUACCUGUGCCUCCCACCUAACAGUGGUCAGCCUGAUCUUUGUGCCAUGUGUAUUCAUCUAG
Hippopotamus amphibius kiboko is the source of this 600-nucleotide messenger RNA. Its product is annotated as olfactory receptor 4Q3. The transcript has a single exon. Gene Ontology annotation, cellular component: membrane. The coding region runs from base 1 to 600 and encodes 199 amino acids. Lineage: Eukaryota; Metazoa; Chordata; Mammalia; Artiodactyla; Hippopotamidae. The record is from RefSeq and is a predicted model, not a curated record. Gene Ontology annotation, molecular function: olfactory receptor activity; G protein-coupled receptor activity. Gene Ontology annotation, biological process: G protein-coupled receptor signaling pathway.